CUCUUCCCGCCGGCGGCGGAGUCGCUGCCGCUCCGGGUUCCCGUCCCCGCCUCCGAGACCCCCGCGCGCCUCCUCCAGGCGAGCUGCGGGGCGGGAAGGGUCCGGCCACCGUGGGCCGCUGCCAGCCGCGGGGCUGCCGAGGGCCGCGGGCACGGGGCGCUGGCUCCGGGUCUGGCGGCCGCUGAUGGGAGUCGGAGCCCGGGCGGGCGAGCGGCGGCGCGGCGGCCACCAUGGGGAACAAGCAGACCAUCUUCACCGAAGAGCAGCUAGACAACUACCAGGACUGCACCUUCUUCAAUAAGAAGGACAUCCUCAAAUGGGGAAACCGAGGCUCAGAGGGAUUUGGUCACUCCUCCAGGGUCACACAGGCUGUCCACAGUCUGGCUCCGGGGCCCUCCUGCUUAUCCUGCACCCACAGUGAUUGCUGUGUGUGUUUUCUUCAGGAGAAUCCCUUCAAAGAAAGGAUCGUGGCGGCGUUUUCCGAGGAUGGUGAGGGGAACCUCACUUUCAACGACUUUGUGGACAUGUUUUCCGUGCUCUGCGAGUCGGCUCCCCGAGAGCUCAAGGCAAACUAUGCCUUCAAGAUCUAUGACUUCAACACUGACAACUUCAUCUGCAAGGAGGACCUGGAGCUGACGCUGGCCCGGCUCACUAAGUCAGAGCUGGAUGAGGAGGAGGUGGUGCUUGUGUGCGACAAGGUCAUUGAGGAGGCUGACUUGGACGGUGACGGCAAGCUGGGCUUUGCUGACUUCGAGGACAUGAUUGCCAAGGCCCCUGACUUCCUCAGCACUUUCCACAUCCGGAUCUGAGGACACUGCCGAGGCUGUAGGGGCCUAGAAGUCCACCAUCCUGCCCUGCAGUCACAUGGGUGUGGCCUCCAAGCUCCCCAGGAAAGCAGUGGCAGCCUCUGGGGUUUACACCACAAAUAUAUCCUGUGGCCCUUUCAGCAAAAAAAAAACCUUAACCAGGAAGGGGGCCUGUGAAGGUUAGGACCCUUCCCACAGCCCCGCUGUGGUCCAGCCCCGGGACCCAUGGCCUCUCUCCAGGCCCUCCGCACCCCGCCCCAUGCCCCAGUCCUUUCCUACUCCAGAAAUGCUCCCCACCCCCCCAAAGAGGGAAAAGCAGAUAACCCAACAGGAGGUGGUGGGGUCUGACGUGUCCAAGUGCUGGCAGACACCCUGGUCACCCAGGACAGAGCGGAAAAAAAAAAAAGAGGUCAGGGUUUUAACGAGCUAUGCAAUCUUUUUCCAAAACCCAAGGUUGGGCUGCUUCCCACCCCUGCCUGUUCCCCUUCUCCCGGCCUCCUUCACAAUGUGAAGCUGUGGGUGCAGUGGGCCCAAGGGCUCUUGCUCCUGUCUCUGCCUCUGGGUCAUGAGUACCACCCUGCCUGCCUCCCCAACACCGUGGAAUCCUCACUGGUGUGCUGUCCACAGAUUUGUGAACUCCUGGUAGUAAAACACUUUUGCAUCCCUUUGCUCUCCAUGUAUGCUAAUGUUAGGAAAUGUUUGAGGGUA
Messenger RNA from Homo sapiens (human), 1514 nucleotides. It is a transcript of the gene CIB2, whose product is annotated as calcium and integrin binding family member 2. Gene Ontology annotation, molecular function: integrin binding; protein-containing complex binding; magnesium ion binding. Gene Ontology annotation, cellular component: cytoplasm; photoreceptor outer segment; photoreceptor inner segment. NCBI's taxonomy places the organism in Eukaryota, Metazoa, Chordata, Mammalia, Primates, Hominidae. Gene Ontology annotation, biological process: photoreceptor cell maintenance; calcium ion homeostasis. The record is from RefSeq and is marked reviewed. The transcript has 5 exons. Bases 231 to 809 code for a protein of 192 amino acids.